Messenger RNA from Maylandia zebra (zebra mbuna), 833 nucleotides. It is a transcript of the gene lsm3, whose product is annotated as LSM3 homolog, U6 small nuclear RNA and mRNA degradation associated. NCBI's taxonomy places the organism in Eukaryota, Metazoa, Chordata, Actinopteri, Cichliformes, Cichlidae. Gene Ontology annotation, molecular function: RNA binding. The record is from RefSeq and is a predicted model, not a curated record. Gene Ontology annotation, biological process: mRNA splicing, via spliceosome.
UUUUGCAGACCUGGCAACCUCCGCACUGGUUCGGUCAUUCGACGCAGACUCAAACAUCAUGGCGGACGAAGUUGAGCAGCAACCAACUACAAACACAGUUGAGGAGCCACUUGAUCUGAUCAGGCUCAGUCUAGAUGAGCGAAUCUACGUCAAGAUGAGGAAUGACCGCGAGCUCAGAGGCCGACUUCAUGCUUACGAUCAGCACUUGAACAUGAUCCUUGGUGAUGUGGAGGAGACUGUGACGACAGUGGAGAUCGAUGAGGAGACUUAUGAAGAACUCUACAAGUCUACCAAGAGAAACAUCCCCAUGCUGUUUGUGAGAGGUGACGGCGUUGUCCUUGUAGCUCCACCUCUCAGGGUGGGCUAACUUCGAUUACAUCCCGGUGUGAAGCAGGGUUUGCUCAAGUACAAUUUCAGCCCACAGAAGAGAUAAAAUCUCUUUUUUUGUCAACAUCAUCCACUCACAUGAGACAAAUGAUUAAUUUUUGUUUUGUUGUCAGAUGUAAAACAUGUCGAUGGAAAGAAGAGAGAACUUUUGUAAGUCAGUGUUUAAUAGGUGUUAUUUUGGCAAGUUGCCAUUUUUCAAGCCACAUUUUCAUUUAACAGGAUAUUUAGGCUAUUUCAGAACAUUAGAUCAGGUAAAAAGUCCAUUUUAAGUUCCAAAGCUAAGAAUACUCAUUAUGUUUAAACAUAAUCGCAUCAUUUUAGUUAUCUGUGACUGUAUGUGCUCUUUGUUUAAAAAGGCUCACCAAACGUACCGCUGAGCGAUAUGUAUGAUUCUUAAGUUUUAAAUUUUGUCAACUGUAACUUUGGUUUGUUCCGAGCAAAAGUCU